Chrysemys picta bellii (western painted turtle) is the source of this 3381-nucleotide messenger RNA. RefSeq names its product cytochrome P450 2J4-like. The record is from RefSeq and is a predicted model, not a curated record. Gene Ontology annotation, biological process: xenobiotic metabolic process. NCBI's taxonomy places the organism in Eukaryota, Metazoa, Chordata, Testudines, Emydidae. Gene Ontology annotation, molecular function: heme binding; oxidoreductase activity, acting on paired donors, with incorporation or reduction of molecular oxygen, reduced flavin or flavoprotein as one donor, and incorporation of one atom of oxygen; iron ion binding. Gene Ontology annotation, cellular component: cytoplasm; intracellular membrane-bounded organelle.
GCUGUGGCUGUUAUACAUCCUACCAUGACGACAGCUCUUCCUGGUGUCCCUGCCACACCAGUCUGUGUGCAUGCACACUCAGGAUGGCCGAGGAAUUGUCACUCCCAUAUCAAUCAGGUUGAAAAAAGCUGCAGGGGUGCACCUGGCCGAGGAAGAUGCCACUGCAGACUGUCCCUGGGUUAAUGUGGCUCUGGCAGAACAUGCCCUUUCAGACACUGGUCAUGUUCUUAGGCCUGUUCCUGCUGAUUGCUGAUUGCAUGGAAAGGAGACGGCCAAAGAAUUUCCCUCCAGGACCUUUGCCCCUGCCGUUCCUGGGCCACCUGCUCCAUGUGGAUUUCAAACAGCCCCAUAGGACUGUAGAGAAGCUUGUUGGAAAAUAUGGCAACAUUUUCAGCUUGCAGCUUGGUAACCUGACAUUUGUGAUUGUAAAUGGAUUCCAGCUGGUGAAGGAAGUGCUUGUCCAUCAGGGUGAAUACUUUCUUGGUCGCCCACAAAUUCCUCUUAUCUACGAAAUCUUCGGUCCAUUUGGAUUAGUCACCUCUAAUGGACAUAGCUGGAAACAACAAAGAAGAUUUGCUUUAUCAACUCUAAGAAACUUUGGCCUGGGGAAGAGGGGCUUAGAAGAACGAAUACAGGAGGAGAGCAGAUACCUCACAGAUGCAAUUGAGGAAGAAAAAGGGCAACCUUUUGACCCUCACUUUAAAAUUAAUAAUGCUGUUUCCAACAUUAUCUGUUCCAUCACUUUUGGGGACCGGUUUGAAUAUCAUGACAGUCACUUCCAGAAGUUACUGCGGUUGAUUGAUGAGACUUUGUACCUCCAGAGAACUAUUUGGAGCCAGCUGUAUGACUCCUUCCCGACCAUAAUGAAGUGGAUACCUGGACCCCAUCACACAAUUUUUAAAAACUGGGAAAAACUGAAGAGUUUUGUGAAGGAAAUGAUUGCAAAGCACAAAGAGGACUGGAAUCCAUCUGAACCCAGAGACUUCAUUGACUGUUAUCUGAAGGAAAUAGCAAAGGCCGAUGCCGACCCUAGUUUCCAUGAAGAAAAUCUCGUAUUUUCCACACUGGAUCUUUUUUUUGCUGGAACUGAGACAACGUCUACAACCAUCCGCUGGGCUCUGCUGUACAUGGCCCUAUAUCCUGACGUUCAAGAGAGAGUGCAAGCGGAGAUUGAUGCAGUGAUUGGCCAGUCUCGCCAGCCAGCCAUGGACGACAGGGACAACAUGCCAUACACCAAUGCAGUUAUUCAUGAAGUGCAAAGGAUAAGCAACAUCUUGCCUUUAAGUGUGCCCAGAAUGGCAACUAGUGACACAACACUGGCCGGAUUCUAUGUGCCAAAAGGCACCGUUUUGAUUCCCAAUUUGACAUCAGUGCUGUUUGACAAGAAUGAGUGGGAAACCCCUCAUACUUUUAAUCCUAAGCAUUUCCUGGAGGAUGGUCAGUUCAAGAAAAAAGAAACUUUCCUCCCAUUCUCUGCAGGAAAGCGCGGUUGCCUUGGCGAGCCACUGGCUAGAAUAGAGCUGUUCCUGUUCUUCACUGCCCUCCUUCAGAAAUUCACAUUCCAAGCUCCGAAGGACGUGAAGCUAAGCCUUAAAUUCAGAACGGGACUUACUCUCCGCCCACAGCCAUACAAGAUCUGUGCGCUGUCUCGGUAGGGAAAGCCAGGAAAUUUUUGUCAUUGCCCCAUUUCUCAAAAUAAUUAGUUUGCUGUGCUUGUAUAUAGGGCUGCAGUUCACUAUGGGCAUGUCUAUACUUGCCAUUUAAGCGGAAAAAGCCCCUUUUUUGCACAAAAACCACGGGAGCGUCUACACUUGGUUUUCUUUUUGCGGUGAAACUUCUGAGUGAACAGCUCUUACCAGUGAUGCUUUUGCAUUGAUAUGCAAGUGAAGACACGUUUUUCCUGUUUACCCAGCUUUUAGCCUCCGCAGGAUAUCCCACAGUGCCUAGCUGACCACUCUAGCCAACAGCUCUGUUGCCAGGUAAACAGACAUCCACCCCUCCACCUGUAAAGCCCUAGGAACUUUGAAACUCCCCUUCCUGUUUUCUCCGUAAGUGCUCACUUAUCUGGCCAGGUGACAAUGCCUGCUCCAGGGAGCAAACGAUCCCCUGCUUGGAGCAAUGCUGAGCUAAUGGCGCUUAUUAGUGUUUGGGGAGAGGAGGCUACACACGAACCCAGGAUGCCCCAUGAUCACCUCCCCGCCCCUUCCCACAAGACCCAUCGUCAAACUGGAGAGAGCUGCACUGUGGGAUAGCUGCCCUAGAGUGUUGCUCUCAUCACGAUGGAAGUGCUGCAAAUGUAAAGACUCUCUGAUGCCUAAGAAAUUAAGUGAGUACACAAACCAGCACUUUACUUUCACUGGUUCCCUAUCACUGCAAAAAAUCUGCAAGUGUAGACAUACCUUAAGUCUCCAAAUCUCCCUGCCUGCCUCUGUUCUUAUAACCCAACAGGGGACCAAUAUCAGCAAUUGGAUGAUUUGGGAAGCUGAUAUUGGAAGGGGCUGUGGCUGUUAUGAUACAUCCUACCAUGAUGGCAGCUCUUCCUGGUGUCCCUGCCACACCAGUCUGUGUGCAUGCACACUCAGGAUGGCCUAGGAAUUCUCACUCCCAUAUCACUCUGGUUGAAAAAAGGUAAGUAUAUUUCAUGAAUUCUUUCAAAAGGAACAUUUUGUUUCAUUUGCAGUUUUUCAUGAAAUAUUUAGUUUUUCAAUGGAAACUUUUCAAAACUGUUUUUGUUGAAAAAAAUUCACUGGUGUGAAAAAAACACAACCAGAAGAGAACUCCUGACUCUUUAAAAAAGUUAAUACUAAUACAUUUUUAAAACCUGCCCACAUUGGGAUUUGAAUUCCUAACCUAUAUAACAGUACUAGUGCUCAACCCUGCUGCCAUGAGUAUUGCUGAGAAACCUCAUGGCCUUUAGAUGGUGGGCCAGGAAGGGAACUAGGGCAGAGUAUUAACAUAUCGACUAUUCCAGUUGGAACGGCCAGGUUGCUGAUGGGGUUGGUUUAGUGCACAUGUAGUUGAACGACAUUUCAUAGGCAAAUUUACCAUGGUUCUUAAUUUUAAAUUUGGUGUUUAUUUUAUGGUGUUUAGGUGCUUUAGAAAUACUUCAGAGGGCAGAUAUUUUGUUGGCUGGCUGAGGAUCAAUGUAGUUAAAGAGCAGUUAUAGCCCUUAUUUUGCAAUGUGGAUAGUAUUUUCAAAGGUAAUUUAAAAGUAUUUGUUGAACAAUGUUGGAUUUUGGGCCUAUCAUCCUUGAAAAGCGAUUCUUCAAGAAAUUCUAAGAGUAAAAGGAGUUAUUAAUUUUUUUUAAAUUUAAAGAUAACUUUCUGCAAAAAAGUUCCAAUAACUGACAUUUUAAAGUUAAUAAAGAGCACUUGUUUGUA